This is a messenger RNA of Effrenium voratum, 2438 nucleotides long. Lineage: Eukaryota; Dinophyceae; Suessiales; Symbiodiniaceae. The record is from the annotation of a GenBank genome assembly.
CGGAGAAAAAGUGGGCACUUGUAUCCCAUGGCUCUGGCCGCUGCCUUGACGCUAUUGCUGGGAGCAGUGUCGGGCGAGGAGGUGGCGCGAGGGGGCGGUUUCCAGAUCAGCAAGCAGAGCUACACCGUCCCAAAGCAGCCCCGGGACGACCUGAAGCGGAACCGGGGGCCUGUGGACCGCGGCACCACCUACGGCCGGAACGAAGUCUUCCACGUGUUGAAGAACCCGGAUGGCCGGGAGGGCUUGAUGUGGCAGGAGUACGGAAACAACUUGGUGGGCAAGCCCAUCUUUAUUACCUGGCUGUCCAGCGGCUUCUCCAGCGCGGAGAAUGUGCAGCUCACCCCAGACGACCACAACCCUUGGCUCGCCGGCGCCACAUCGGAUGGCAGCGGCAAAGUCCUUUACUUCGAGGUCCAGGAUGUCACCCAAUGGCUCUCCAAUGAGCUGAUGGCAGGGUGGACCAUUGGCAAAACCGAGACGUCAAAGGCGUGGAUGGUGGAGUAUGACCCCGUGGCCCGCAAGGAGACUCGCCGUGCGGAACUGAACACGGACAUGAUGUCGUUGCACGACUUUGCCGAGAACACAGCUAACGUUUGCUACGACCCUGUGAAGAACCAGCUGGGUGUCAGCCUCUCGCAUCUCAUGACGCGCUCCAUGGAUGGCCUGAAUCACCAGGUUGGCACUGCCUUCGUCUUCGACCUCGACAAGUUCGAAAUCAACGGCAUGGGCAGCAAGUGGGUGGGCAGUCACUCCUUUCAGCAGGGCAUGGUGGCGGACGUUCGCGGGGGCUUCCUGGGUGUGGGCACCUUCGAUGCCUCGCCGCGUGGCAUCCAGGUGAUGCGGCUGCAGUACAAUUCUAUGGACACGUUUCAGGUCUAUGCAGUGAAGACCCGGCACGGCGCCGGACCCACAAACCCGGCGGGCACGAGCUUCCCUGUAUUCGAAGAGAUCUCCUCGCCGGGUAAGACAUUCUACAAGUGGAGCAACGACAAUCAGGUGUACACCGAGAUGGCGCAGCCGGGCCUCGUGGAAGUGGAGGACGGCUUUCUGGUUUUCUUUGCCGGGGAGGCUCCAGCGCUGGACAGCAGCAAGAUGGUGCCAUCAGAGGAGUCGGUGCAGUCUCCUCGGAACAUGGGAUGGGUCAAGAUCGGGAAGAACAUCGGGGCCAAGCAGGUUCUCUCGGAUGGCCCGGUGGAGAAGGGCGGUUUCUACGGCUUUAGAGGGGAGUGGCAGCAGCAGGAGCACCGAGGCAUCAAUUGGCUCACAGACUUCAAGGAGAAGUGGCUGGUCAUGGCCAAGCCCAAGAGCGUGCGCCUGGGGGCGAAUCGGAUUUUGCUGAUGUGGGAGCAGUGGCACCACCGAGACUGGACCGAGAAGGACUGCGAGGAGCGAGCCGCCCCAGAUGCGGUGAGCAGCUGCAAGAGCAUCGUCAGCUCCGGCUCCGGCGACGUGAGCUUGGAGACCUUUGUCCGCUCUGAGUUUAUGGUGGUGGAUGAUAAUGUCAGCGUGGUCCGGCCUCUUUGGUCCAUGGAGGGUGGCAUCAUCACUCCCCAGGGUGACGCGCCCCAGGUGCAUGAUGGCUGCGCCGUGAUUUACACGGGCCGCACGCUGUCCAUCGAGCGCUGGACCAUUUGCGCGGACUCCUGCGAGCCCAAGUUGGGCACCAUAGCGAAGCCCACGGACGACCCCUGCUUUGAGCCCUACCCAGCUGCUCCGUUCAAGUGCAUGGACGGCGUGGAUGCUGGGGGCGGCAAGGGUUACGGCCCCACCACCUGCCCCAGUGGUGAGGAGUGCCGGAAGGCCCUGUGCUAUGAGGUGCCCCACUUCUGCGACUCCACCAGGCAGUAUUGCCCAAAGACCUGCGGUGUGUGCUCCGAAGCAGAUGACGAGGAAGUCACGCCCGAGUACAAGGCCAAGGUGGACUUCCUGAACAGCUGCCACCUGGGCAGCCGUACCUUCGGCCUGCCACCGCCAGCUGCGGCCUGCGUCGACAGCGGCAUGGCGCCCUUUAUGAUGGGCGGCAGGCAACUGUCCUGCGAGGAGGCGAAGGCCGAGUGCAAUCGGCCCACGGUUACGGAGGACGGGAAGGCGGACGACACGGCGGAGCGCAUGGCCGCGACUUGCGCGAAGACCUGUGGGGCCUGCGGGACCACCACCACGCCCCCCAGCACCACUGCGCCCGUGUACGAGUGCACGGACGGCACCAUGAGCAACGGCGAGCCAGGCCCUGCCAACGAUGGCUCCAGCGGCUCCAGCGGUCCAAGCACUACGGAUGACGGAUGGGGCAGCGGCUUCAUGAUUAACUUGGCAGCUCCUGCUAAGCUCACAGGCAUGUGGGCCCUUCUUUUUGCAGUGGCAUUAUUUUGAGCGGAUAAUGAUACGACAAUGCCUUGCCGGUUCUGCACAAAGAAGUCUGGAUGGCAAACGCCAGCCUGAAC